Columba livia (rock pigeon) is the source of this 11181-nucleotide messenger RNA. It is a transcript of the gene CSPG4, whose product is annotated as chondroitin sulfate proteoglycan 4. The transcript has 10 exons. The record is from RefSeq and is a predicted model, not a curated record. Lineage: Eukaryota; Metazoa; Chordata; Aves; Columbiformes; Columbidae. Bases 200 to 7267 code for a protein of 2355 amino acids. Gene Ontology annotation, biological process: anatomical structure morphogenesis.
CUCUAGCCCUUUAAGAGAGAAAAUUGACUUUGUAAUCUGAGCGAAUUCCUCCUUUCUGACAGGCGGGAGAAGUUACAGGUCCCUCCCUCGUUCCCUUUUAUUAAAUAUAGUAGUAGCAGCAGCCUCGCCUGGAAGCAGGCGCUGGUGGAGGCUGUGCCGUGCCCGGAGCCCGAGCCGCUGCACCAGCCCCGGGAACACCAUGGGUACUCAAGGUGGCAUUGCCACCCUGCUGCUGCUGCUGCUGCUGGCCUGUCAGCCCCAGCCCCUCCGUGCAGGACCCCUGGCUGGAGCCUCUUUCUUCGGGGACGGCUACGUGGAGAUGCCGCUGGCGGAUUCCUCGCGCACGGUGCGGCUCCAGCUGCGGCUGUACACCAGCCAGGGGAAUGGGCUGCUCUUCCUGGCCGCUGGCCAGCCCGACCACCUCCUGCUCCAGCUGCGGGCCAGCAGACUGCAGGCCAGGCUGCGGCUGGGCUCGGAGGAGGUGACCCUGUACUCCCCAGAGGACCUGCAGUUCAAUAACCUGGCGGUGCACGAUGUUGAGCUGCUGGUGGAAGAUGGCAGGAUGACACUGACCAUCGACAGCCACAUCAACAGCUCAGUGGACAUCCCAGGGCCCGUACGGGAGCUGGACAUCCAGUACGGCCUCUAUGCUGGUGGGACAGGCAGCCUUGACCUGCCGUACCUCGCUGAGGCCAGCUCACCCUUCAGAGGUUGUCUCCACUUAGUGACAUUCAACGGCCUGGAUGUCCUCUCCCGUCUGUCCUCAGAUGGCAGCUCAAAGAUCUUCCACCGGGUUCAGGAAGGGUGCAGCACACAGUUCUCUGCAGAUCCUGAAGACCCCUUUGGGUUCCUGGGGCCACACUCCUACAUUGCAUUUCCUACAUGGGAUGCGAGUGAAGAAGCAACCAUUGAGUUUGUGAUAACAACGAGCAUCACCCAGGCACCCCUCAUCUACCACGCAGGGCUGGAGAAUGACUUCUUCUACUUGGAGAUCUCCAAUGGGCGCCUGAGAGGGUUUGUUGAGAAGGGGAACGGCAUCAUCAUCCUGCACAACAAUGUCUUCAUCAGCGAUGAGCAACAGCAUUAUGUCAAAGUCUACACAGACAUCCACAAGUUUGAGAUACUGAUAGAUUACUACGCCUCAUCCACAUCCAACCGGGGCAUCAACAACUACCUGGACCUUCAGGGAAACCUAUUCAUCGGAGGCAUGAAUGAAAAAGCCUUGCAAAGGCUGAGGGAGCACCAUCUUGCUUUCAUCUCAGUGUGGACCAUGACCAACAACUCAUUUGUUGGCUGCUUGGAGGACCUGCGGAUAAAUCAGCAGAGGAGGAGUCUGCAAGACGCGGUGAUCACAAAAGACAUCACAUCAGGCUGUGGAAAGCAGGACCACUACUGGGACUAUGACGAGGUGUACGAGCAGGAUGAGGCACCCACUUCACCACCUCCAGAUGUCUGGUCAGGAGCACCAGGCCUGGUGGUGGAACCAUGCCGGCCAGACAACAGCUUCCCACCGGCCUUCGCCAACAUCAGCAGGCUGCUGCACGUCAGCCCCCUCAUCGUCUCUGAAGGAGGCAUGGCUUAUCUGGAGUGGAAACAUGCCCAGCCAACAGUGGACUUGAGCCUUGCGAACAUCCGCCAGUCCCAAAUCCUCUUCAGCAUCACCAAUGACCCCAGGCACGGCCAGCUGGAGCUGGACAUUCCUGGGUCCAGGAGCAGAAGGAAGUUCACCUUAUUGGACAUUGUGAAUCGGAAAGUCAGAUAUGUUCACGAUGGUUCUGAGGGGCCCAUGGACCAACUGAUGCUGGAGGUGACAGUGACUGCCCAGCAAGGCGUCCCAGAGUGCUUGCGGCAGGGGCAGAUGUACCUGCUGCCCAUCAUGAUCAACCCCAUCAAUGAUGCCCCACAAGUGAUUUUUCCCCAUGGGAAUCACAUGACAAUCCUGAAGCAUACACGGAAGCACCUGACCACAGACAUCCUGCAAGUCCUAGAUGAUGACACAUCCUGUGAUGACCUCGAAUUCCAGCUGCACGGUGGCCAGCAGAUGGAGGAGGGCUAUGUGGAAUACGACUUCCACCCUGGAGUGCCCAUUGAAGAGUUCUCCUGCAGGGACCUGGAAGCGGGCAAUGUGGUCUACGUGCACCAGAGCGGGACAAACUCACAGCUCACCUUGCAGGUGAGUGAUGGCACCAUCCCAAGCCCCAUUGCCACCCUGAGGAUCCUCGCCAUUGACCCUGACAUCCACCUGCACAACAACACUGGCCUCUCCAUCUCCCAAGGAGAGGCUGCACGCAUUACCACAGCCAACCUUUCAGUGGAGACAAAUGCUGUGAAACAACGGGUCGCCAUCCUCUAUGUCCUCAGAGAGCCUCUGAGGUAUGGUGAGAUCCAGAAGCAAGUGAGCAUGGGAGGGGAAUGGAAAAAAGUUGAGUCCUUCCACCAGCAAGACCUGGAACAAGGGCGCAUCCAGUAUUUCAGCACAGACCCAGAAUACCGGCUAGAAGAUGUUGUGGAGAAGCUGACAUUCGAAGUCCAGGUGGGGCAGAAGGUCUUACAAGACAACACCUUUUUCAUAAGGAUUAAAAGAGCCACAAUUAAGAUGAAGACCAUGGUCCCCCUCCAGAUGAAGAACAGGCGGCACAGAAAUAUCACCAGUAAGGAGCUGGAGGCAAUGUUAGAAGAUCCAAAUGCUGCCCCGGUCCCCUUCCGCUACUUGGUCAUCCAGGCUCCCAAAAAGGGAAACUUGGAGCUGCUUGGCAACAGGCUGACCGAAGGCUUUGGAUUUACCCAAGAUGACCUGCAAAAAAACCACCUGAGCUACAGUGCAACCAUCAGGAAUUCUCAGCAAGCCCAGGACACCUUCCAGUUUCGCGUCCAUGCCGGUAAGCAGCACUCUCCUGUCUACACCUACACAAUCAGCAUCGGUGGGGACCCUGAUGCUCCAGCCCUGACCAACGUCCUCCUCACCGUGCCGGAAGGCGGGCAGGCAGUCAUCACCAAGGACCACUUGUUUGUGCAGAGCAUGAACAGCAUGGACUACCUCUACGAAGUGAUUGAGGGGCCAGCACACGGUAGGCUGGCCUGGGCUGCGUCCCACAGCUGGGCCUCCAGAGAAGAGAUCACAGAGUUCACCAACGAUGACAUCCUGCACCACCGGCUGCUGUACCAGCAUGACGACUCCGAGACGCUAGAGGAUGACAUCCCCUUCGUAGCCAUCAGGCAGGGAGAGGGUAGCGCUGAGCCUGAUGCAGAGGAGGUGAGAGGUGUUUUUAGAGUCUCCAUCCAACCUGUAAAUGACCAUGCCCCAGUUCAGGUGGUGAACAAAGUAUUCAAUGUGGUGCGCAAUGGGCAGCACCUGCUGACAACAGAUGACAUUGCCUUUACUGACAAGGACUCUGGCUUCUCUGACACACAGCUGGUGCUGGCAAGGAAGGACAUUUUGUUUGGCAGCAUCGUGUCUGUUGAUGACAGAACUCACCAGGUCUAUCGGUUCACACAGGAUGACUUGAGGAAGAAGAAGAUCCUUUUUGUUCAUUCAGGGGCUGACCGGGGCUGGAUCCAGCUACAGGUCUCAGAUGGCCUCCACCAAACCACAGCCCUCCUGGAAGUACAGGCUUCAGACCCCUACAUCAAAAUAGUCAACAACACCGGUCUGGUCAUCCACCAAGGGAGCCAAGGGAACAUUGACGCAUCUGUCCUCAGCCUGGAAACCAACAUGGACAUCAGGUCAGAUGAAGAGAUACGGUUCCUGAUAACAACCCCCCCCAAAUGGGGGACUGUGCUGAGAGGGGAACAGCCAGUCAUGGCCUUCUCCCAGAGGGACCUGCUGGCAGGACUGAUCUCCUACCGCCACAAUGGGAGCAGGAACAGCCAAGAUGAGCUCCAGUUCACUGUAGAAGCAAAUGAAGUGGUGGUGGAGGACACACUGGCCAUCAGCGUGUUCUUGGACACCCAUCCCAGCCCCCUGCGCAUAGUCAACCACAAGGAGAUCCACGUCUUCCAGGGGGAAGCAGCUGGGAUCAAGGAGGAGUACCUACUGGUGACUCAUGAAGAGAUUCCUCCCCAAGACAUAGUCUACCUCGUGAGCAGCCCACCAGCUUCUGGCUUCUUGGCAAUGCUUCAGCACAGCCGAGACUCGAAUGAGCAGCCCAGCCUGGACCCCAUCCAGUCUUUCACUCAGGAGGACAUCAACAAUGACAGAGUCCUCUACCUCCACUCUAAGCCCAAGGAGGAGCGUGACCAGUUUGUUGUGGACAUCACAGCCGGCAGUGCGGACCCGCUGGAGGGGGUGGUGGUGAGCCUGGCAGUGCUCCCCAUCACCAUCCCCCUGGAUGUCCGCAACAUCACAGUGCCAGGAGGUGGCUCUGCUACCCUCUCCAAGGGCAUCCUCAACAUCCCCAACACCUACUACGCAGCUCUUGGUGUGGAGUUCAGGGUGCUUGAGCCCCCCCGGUUCGGCACCCUCCUGAACAGCCAGCGGCCUGAGGAUGGUGGACUGCACAGCUUCACCUGGAGCCAGGUGGAGAACCAGCAGAUCCAGUACAGGCAGGACGGCCCCCGGGCCCAGGCCGACAGCUUCACCCUCCUGGCCAACGCCUCGGCGAUGGAGCGGCAGAGCCAGCCCAGGACCCUCUUCAUUGCCAUCCUGCCCCGCAGCUCCCGGGCGCCCCGGCUGAGGCUCAACGCCGGGCUGCAGCUGCGGGAAGGUGCCACAGCUGCCAUCGGCCCCCAUGUCCUGAGUGCCGAAGACGAGGACUCCUCGGCGGAAGAGGUGACGUACUCCAUCCAGCCCCCUGCCAACGGGAAGGUGGUGCUGAGGUCAGCACCCGGCACUGAGGUCCGACGCUUCACUCAAGCCCAGAUCAACAACGGCCUCAUCUUCUUCGUGCACCAAGGGCCCAUGGAUGGAGGCUUUGCCUUCGACCUGUGGGACGGUGAGAACCUAUCUCCUGGGCACUUCUUCCUCAUCAGAGCCCACAGAGAGCCCCUCAUCAGUCUGGCCAAGAAGCAGAGCCUCACUGUCUGCCCAGGUGCCUUGCAGCCCCUCACCAGCCAGAACCUGCAGGCAGUGAGCUCCAGCCCCACAGGUUCCACCACCCUGUACUACAGCAUCGAGCAAGCCCCGCGCCUGGGCAGGCUCAGCACCUCCCGGGGUGAGGAAAUCAGGAACUUCACCCAAGCCCAGGUGGAUAGUGGGUUGAUCUUCUACCAGCAUGAGAUGCCAGAGGAGCCAUUCUGGCUGGCCCAAGAUGCCAUCCACUUCCGCGUGGUCUCUCCUACCACCAUCUCUGAUUCCUUCAUCCUCCUCGUGCUGAUCUCCUUUGAGGCCAGGUGUCCCCAGCGCUCCACUCAGCUCUGGAGAAACACAGGUCUCCAGCUCACAAGGGCUCAACGGGCUGAGAUCGGCACCUCAGUGCUGGACGCCUCCAACCUCCUAAGCCAAAUCUCAGUCCCUGAGAGGGCUGCACAUGACGUUGUCUUCCUGGUGACAGAGCUGCCAGCUCAUGGGCAGCUCUUAGUGGCUGGUGUGCCCCUGGAGCAGUCACAGCCACUCUUCCUGCAGUCAGAUCUGGCCACAGGACGCCUGGCGUAUGCCCAUGGUGGUGAGGGCGUCUCUGAAGACCGUUUCAGAUUUAAGGCUUGGCUCCAGCCACGGAUGCAGCAGUCCAUCCAUCCUCCUCAGGAAGGGGUGGUCAUCUCCGAAGCUUUCAAUAUAACGGUGACCAGCAGCGGCAGCACCAAGGCACCGCAGGUGGUGAGGCGGCGGGAAGUGCUGCGGGUCCCACCAGGCUCUGUGGUGACCUUGUCCCAGGAGUACCUGGAUGUGACAGACUCACCAGGUUCCCCACAGGACAUGGUGUACAGUGUCCACCAGAGACCCCUCGCUGGCCACCUGGCCAAUGCACACAACCCACGGGAGCCCAUCAACCGCUUCACCCAAGCAGAUGUCAACGCAGGCCAUGUGGUGUUUGUUGCUACCAGGAGCCGUGCCACAGGGUCCUUGGCUCUGAGCCUCUCCGAUGGCCACCACCCACCCACCUUGACCUCGCUGGAGAUCGAGGUGCUGCCAUCAGUGAGUACUGCUGCCAGCCCGGUGCUGCUGGAGGUGCCCCAAGCCCUGAACAGAGCCACCAUGUCCCACCGUCACCUCCUGGGAGCCUCACAGCGAGGAACAGGCAACACCUUGUACAGGAUCACCAGGGACCCAAGGUUUGGCCAAGUGCAGGUCAACCAAAGGCCAGCACGAGGCUUCUCACAGAAGCAGCUGGACCGUGGGGAGGUGACGUUCACCUUCACUGACCUCACCUCUCCUGAGGACAACUUCCAGUUCCUUGCCACGUCGCGGGCAGCCAACAGGACCGGGAUGGUGAACGUGACUGUCCGUGCCUUGGUGAAGGCUCAGCCGGGCAGUGUGUGGCCCAGGGGCACCACGGCCCUCCUGGACACCGGUAUUCUUGAUGCCAGUGAACUGGCCAACCACACCAGGAGUGUCCCAGUCUUCAAGAUCCACAGGGUGCCCCGUGGCAGCCGUCUUGUGAGGGUCUCCAGGGAUCCAGGACAACCCACCACUCCGAUUGAGACUUUCAGCCAGAGCGAGCUGGAGCAGGGGCUGGUUGGGCUGGAGGUGCUGGAUGCUGGGGAGGCUGACCAGCCCCUGCAGAGUGACAGCUUUGUCUUUGAGCUGGCAGCUGCUGGUGUGCCGCCAGCCCUGGCAUCCCUGGGCUACAGCACUGAGCCCUACAAUGCCUCGAAAGCCUACAGUGUCACCCUGCUCACAGGCCUCCCAGCACCCCCACCCCAGGGCACAGCACGGAGCCACCCCAACAGCAGCGAGCUGGGAAUGCCCCCCACCACCUGGCCCAUCCCUGGUGCCACCACCAGUCCCAGCCCCGUAGAGGGGGGCACCUUCCUCAGCUUCAUUGAGGCCAACAUGUUCAGCAUCAUCAUCCCCAUCUGCCUCAUCUUCCUCCUGCUGGCUCUCAUCCUGCCCCUGCUCUUCUACCUGCACAAGCGCAACAAGACGGGGAAGCACCAUGUCCAGGGCAUCCCCAACUCCAAGGCCAAGAACGGGGCUGUGCCAGACCAGGAGACCUUCCGGAGGACGGACCCCAACCAAGGCAUCCCCCUAACAACUGUCAAUGCCCUGGAGGGCAAGGGCACAGGUCCCCCACCCCAGGGCACAGGUCCUGGGGCACCACCGGACCCCGAGCUCCUCCAGUACUGCCAGACUUCCAACCCCCCCUUGAAAAACAACCAGUACUGGGUGUGAAGGGCUCAGGCACAGGGACACGAGCCCACCUGGGGUCCCAGACCCUCCCAGAGCACUGCCGGCUACCUCCUCCUGGCUCUCCUCCUCCCUGGGAGCUGGCAUCCUGCAGAUGCAGGGGGACCCUGGGGACAGGGGGGCUGCCGGUCCAGCCCACCUGGGAGCCCCAAUCUCCAGGUGGCUUUGGGCAGGGGAUGAAGGCAUUGCAUAAGCAAGGGGGAGUUGGCAAAAUGCCCGAGCAUCCUGAGGGAGCGCUGACUUUGGGUGUUCAUUUGGGCCACCCAACAGUGGCCAUGGUGCUGGAGGGGACGUGACAGAACUAGUCCCCACUGAGCCAUCGGUGGCUCCUCCAUGGGGGUGUUUGCCACAGCUCUCCACGGACAAGGGAGAAUGAGGAGCGGCUUGUGCUGAGUCAGGCUGGGGAUGAAGCUACCCAAAUCCCCCAGGGCUAGACAGGCUGAGACACUGGAGCAGAGGCUCGGAAAAAACUCUGUGGCCAAUGCCAGGAGAAUUUAAGGAGUCCCACCCACUUGGAAAAAAACCCGCCUCGCUCUUUCUCUGCAUGCUUGCUGCGUGUUUCAUAAAGCAGAUUGCACCGAGCCCCGGGGGGGUUGCACAACAGGUAGAUCGCCCUUGGCAGGGGGGGACGGCAGGCGCUCACCUGGGCAGCGUGAAACCGGAGAGGAGAGCGGAGAACCGGAGCCAGCGCGGUUUUCCACUGUAUACUGCUCCAGAAGUAAACAGAAUAGAGUGCCUUUUCCGAGGUGCAUCAUGGUUUUUGUAAGCCACCUCCCUCAUGUCGCCGCUCCUUGCCAGGCCUUCGUCAAGGCCAGCAAGCUGCCGAGUGACAUUUGGAGGUAGUGGACCAAAUUCUGGGCUCUUGCUCAAAUUUUCCUCAGCCUGGACUCCUAAAAGCUUAAAUAGAAAUUAUCUGAGGAAGAGCAGAGGAAAAACUGAGCGCUGAGCUCAGGAUGAGACCCAACAAUAACACCCUGCACUGCUACAUCUGGGAAGCUCAUCACAAGGCACGUCCCGCUCUCUCAACACCGAUGGGAAGCUGCAACAAGUCCCCAGGGGGAUGUUUUACACUUGUAAUCCCCACACCCAGGGUAAAAGCCAUCCCACGAUCCACAGCAAACCAGCACCCUGGGGUGACCCCACUCCAGGGCUCUGGCAGAGCUGGAAUAUUUGCUUGCACCAUGCCGGCGGUUUUCCUGGCUGCUUUUAUGGUGCCAAAUAUCUGCCGAGUGGUAAAUCAUACCUGCCCCGCUCGAGCUGGUGGGUGCUGGCACGUCCCACCAAGCAACCAGAGCCACUGGGGUGCAAGCAGGCAGCCCCGACCCCCCGCCCCGCAUGUGCCUCAGUCCCCGCUUCCCCAUCCCAUUCUAGCACGUUUAUUAUUCUCUUCGCUAAGUGCACACCCCCCAGCACGGGAUGGGGUUUUGUGGAGAAGCUGGUGGCACCCACCGAGGGCCCCCCUGGAAGCAUCCGACAUGUUUUCCUUUCAAAUGAUUUUCGCCUCGUGCCCAGGGAUUAAAUAGAAGGAACAUGGCCUAUUUUGUGAGGAGCAUUGAAAGCAAGGCAGGUUAUUUUUAAGGCUUGCGGUUGUAUUCCUGCUGCUGGGAAACAUCCACUUCCCGAGGUCAGGGGAGGACAGGCAGUAACCUGGAAAACGCCGGUGCAGAUCGCGGCUCUGCAGGGCCAAGCUCUGCUGGAGGAGUUUAAACCCCGAACAAAGCCGAUGGCUCCGCUGGGGCUGUUGGGGGUUUGCAGCAGGAUGGCAGGGGCAGGAUCCAGCCCAGCCUGGUGCUGCCCAUCUCCAGCCACCCUCCUGGGGAAGGGCUGUGGGUCUGGGGGAGCAGAGUUAAACCACAGCCUAAACAAGCCCUUUGGCUUCCCUGUGCCAGGAGCUGGUGCAGCAUUGCUGCCUUACCUGGAGCCCCACGGGCUUUGCACCCAACCAGGACAUGGCAGUAAAGCUGCCUGCUCACACAGAGGUGUAGCCCCUCCCUCAUCACCCCAAUUUGGGCCAGAACCAUUCGGAUCUGGGGGGCUUUGGGGGUGACAGGACCUGGGCUGCACCCCUCCAUGCCGAACUGGUUACAAAGCUUGCAAAGGUUUAGGGAAGGUGCUUACAGCUACUCUGCCAGAUGUGUCGUUCCUCUCCCCCACUCGGGCCAGAUGUGCACAGCUGUGCCCAUGAACUCACAUGCCCCGCUCCCGGGGAGCAGCUGCCAGGUCUCCCCCCAACACCUCCCCACCUCCUCCUGCACCUCCAGCCGCUGGUGUUUCCCCAAGUGUCUCACACCUACAUCCAUCCUCCACCUCCUACCCUCAUGUCACUAAGGGAAAAUGUGGAGUGGCAGAAAGCAGGGCAGGAGUCAGAAGACACCAAGAUAUGGAGACAAAAGACCGUGAGGGAGCCACAGUGACUCACAGAGGUGUGACAGGAUGGAGACGAGAGACCAUACAUGCCACCACCUCCUAAAUGGUAGGAAAAGGCACCUCAAAAGCAAGGACAUCACCAAGUAGAGCCACUCAGAAGGUGUGAGGAGGACUUGACAGCUGGUGUCCUUUGUCCACUGUACCACUUCCAGACACCUUGAGUUGACCACCUGGAUAAAAACUUCUCAGUGACUGCUUACCUGGUUACCAGCGCAGUGACAUGGGGGCUUACAAGUGGUAAAAGUAUCUGUGAGUUUCACUUCUAUUUUGUUCUUAAUUAGAAGUCACUCUUUCUUCUCUAAGCCCCAGAAGCAGGGAGUUUCUCCUCCCCUGCUGGGAAGCCCCCGCAGCUGGAUACCAGGGCAGGAUCCAUCGGAAGUCCCUGCAGCCCUGCUGGAAUUUCAGCCUGGUGCUGGGAUUAAUGCCCCAAUUUGAGCUCAGAUCAGCAGAGACAAAGGCAUCAGCACCAUGGCACAGCUGAGGGAGAAGGCAGCCUCGCUGGUCCAAAACCUCUCCUGGGUUAAAACCAAGACUGGCAUCAUGUUACCAGCCCUCAGCAGGAUCUGGGGACACCAGAGCUGGCAGGUGGGGAUGGACGCACAGCAGGAGGAGAGUCUGGCACAGGUCUGGUGACAUGAGCCAGUUUCCAGGCACCUAUUCAAAUGCAAAUAAAUAAUAGGCCAAACAGGUUUCUUUCAGCAUCCAUCCAGGGCAGAUAGGAUCAGUUGACUUUGAAACCCUCCCCAGAAGCCUCAGCCAUGCAAAUGCAGGGGUUCAACAAACCAGAGGCUUUGUCCCCAGCCAGGCUUCAGGCCAGCAUGUCCAAGCCCUGCACACAGGACAAGGAUCCACACAAGCAUCGUGGCCCCAGUCUCCAAACUCCUCUGCUGCUGCGGACUACCACAACAAGAGGUCCUUGUCAUCACAGGCUGCAGGACCUUGUGACAAUGUUGUCCACAUUGCUCCUGGAGACAGAGGCACAGCAAGUGCAUGAACUCCAAGUUCACACAGACAGCUCUGCCCUGUUUUGGGGAGGCCAAGUGUGGUCCCAGGGCUCCCACCUCAUUGUCCCCAUCUCAGCCCUCCGUGGCAGCUCUCAGCAGCCCCAGCAGAGGCUCUGGGUGUUGCUAGGAGCCAAGAGAAACAUGCUAUGGUCUCUGCAGGGGGCACAGGUUGUGCUCCUGGAUGGUAGGUGAUGAGGAGAGGUCUCUAGGAGAGCCUGCCUGGGGAGGCAGGAGGACACCUCUCCCUCCCAAAGCAGGUGAAGGACCUGACCAGGGGUGGCCAGGUCCUCCUGGGAGCUGCCCCACAUGGGAAACUGAGCUAGAGCUCAGGCUGGCUGUCAUGGAAGGAUUUUUUACAUGGCUUUGAUUUAGCAGUAAUUUGAAAUUUACUGAGGUAGAUCAUAAGUUUAAUACAGGAUUUCUAAUAACUCAUAAUUGACAUCUGAUUAAUAAAGUGAUUUAAAGCAA